Molecule: messenger RNA, 1114 nt
Organism: Populus nigra (black poplar)
Lineage: Eukaryota; Viridiplantae; Streptophyta; Magnoliopsida; Malpighiales; Salicaceae
Product: single-stranded DNA-binding protein WHY1, chloroplastic
Exons: 7
Coding region: 75-887 (270 amino acids)
Biological process (GO): defense response; regulation of DNA-templated transcription
Molecular function (GO): single-stranded DNA binding
Source: RefSeq, a predicted model, not a curated record
UUAUCCAUCCCUCUCUCUCUCUCUCACUCUCUUUCUCUGGUUGCUCAGCAAAAGAAAAACAAGAAAGAGGGAAAAUGUUGCAGCUAAACAGUGUGAGCUGGCUGAGUAGCACCGCCCAAAACCCUAUGCUAUGGCUUCCCCAAUCCAACAGUCAAAGCUCACAAGAUAGUCGCGCAUUUAACAGUAUUAGUAAUGGUAAAACCUCGAACACCAAUAAGAAGAAAAAAUUGAGUGUGAAAUGCCAGUACUACGACCAGCAGCAGAAGAGCUUCACCUCUUCCUCACGGCCGUCUUCUUCUUCUGCUCCAGUUGGAGAAUCUCCGCCCAAGGUUUUUGUGGGCCAUUCAAUAUACAAAGGGAAGGCUGCUCUUACAAUCGAGCCUCGAGCCCCAGAGUUUUCCCCAUUAGAGUCAGGGGCAUAUAAAUUAGUCAAGGAAGGCUUCGUGCUGUCACAGUUUGCUCCUGCAUCUUCUGCUCGUCAAUAUGAUUGGACGAGAAAGCAGGUAUUUUCAUUGUCGGUGACAGAAAUUGGACAUCUUGUAAGUCUUGGUGCAAGAGAUUCCUGUGAGUUUUUUCACGAUCCUAAUAAGGGAAGAAGUGAGGAAGGUAAGGUCAGGAAGGUGUUGAAGGUAGAGCCACUUCCAGAUGGUUCUGGUCACUUCUUUAACCUCAGUGUUCAAAACAAAACUCUGAAUAUAGAUGAGAGUAUAUACAUUCCAGUCACCAGGGCAGAGUACACUGUCCUCAUAUCCGCUUUUAAUUAUAUCUUGCCAUACCUCCUAGGUUGGCAUGCCUAUGCGAAUGCAAAUUCCAUAAAAUCAGCAGACAGUAGCCGGGAGAACAAUGUGAAUCCAAGAUAUGGGGGAGACUACGAUUGGAACAGGUAGCAGCAUCAAUGUUGCUUAGAACAAUGGUGGAAACGCCCCCGCCUUUGUAUCAAUCGUCAACAGGAGAAUGUUAUAAGAAAUUUUGAUGAGAUUGUGGGCUCCUUGUCUUGUUAUGAAAACUUGGACAUUGUAUUCCAGGUUAGUAUGUUUUUUUAGUAGGAUAUUUCUGCAGGAGGUACACCGAUGGUAGACAUUAUCCAUGUGGCGCGUCCUACUGACCUUGGGUA